GGUUCAGUCUGGUUCUGCUUCCACAUUGACCACAUACAGUCAGUCAGCGAACCGCAGGUGUGAGUUUACAGUACCGCAUGUUCCCAGCCCACCACCCCGGACUUCAAACUUAACCUUUCUUUAAGUGUUUAUAAUAUUUUCACCAUGUUGUGGACGGCGAACACGAUCAUAAGGAAAUUCUCCUCGAGCUCUGCUUACUACCAAAAUAAGCUGAAGCUGGCUCUGAUUGGCCAGAGCUUGUUUGGACAGGAAGUCUACACAAACCUUCGCAAGCAGGGCCAUAAAGUUGUGGGUGUAUUCACAGUUCCUGAUAAGGAUGGCAAGGCGGACCCCCUGGCGGUGGUGGCGGAGAAGGACGGGACGCCGGUGUUUAAGUUCCCACGGUGGCGUUUGAAGGGUAAGCCCAUCCCAGAGGUGGUGGAGGCGUACAAAGCGGUGGGCGCCGAGCUGAACGUCAUGCCCUUUUGCUCCCAGUUCAUCCCUAUGAAUGUGAUCGACUUCCCCAAACACGGCUCCAUCAUUUAUCACCCCUCCAUCCUGCCUAGACACCGAGGAGCCUCUGCCAUUAACUGGACACUAAUCGAAGGUGAUAAGAAAGCAGGAUUUAGUAUAUUCUGGGCUGAUGAUGGUUUGGACACCGGCCCCAUCCUGCUUCAAAAGGAAUGUCCAGUAGAGCCCAACGAUACAGUGGACACACUUUAUAACCGCUUUCUGUUUCCAGAGGGCAUCAAGGCUAUGGUCGAAGCUGUACAGCUCAUUGCAGACGGCAAAGCUCCAAAGAUCCCUCAGUCUGAAGAAGGAGCCAGCUAUGAGGGAAUCCAAAAGAAAUCCAAUGCUAAGGUGAAUAUGGCUCAGCCAGCAGAGGUCAUUCAUAACUGGAUCCGUGGUCAUGAUAAAGUUCCGGGUGCCUGGAUUGUCAUUGAUGGAAAGCCAGUAACGCUGUACAGCUCAUCGAUGCUGAGCGGGUCAGUUCCUGCAGGUCAGCCAAUCGAAGUGGAAGGGGCGUCUCAGCCUGGACUCAUUGCCAAAUCUGGGCUUAUACUGUUUGGGUGUGAUGGGAAAGCGCUCCAGGUGAAGAACCUGCAGUUCGAGGAUGGAAAGAUGAUUCCUGCAUCCAAAUACUUCUCUUCAGAUGAGGCUGCCAGUUUGGAUCUCACAGACGAUGAGAAGAAAAUGGCAGAGGAAAUCAGGGCGAUCUGGAAAGGUAUUCUGAGUAAUGUUCCAGUUAUUGAUGACACAACUGAUUUCUUUAAGUCUGGAGCUGCUUCCAUGGAUGUAGUCAGAUUGGUAGAGGAGGUGAAGCAGAAAUGCGGAGGAGUUCAGCUUCAGAAUGAAGAUGUCUACAUGGCCACCACCUUCCAGAGCUUCGUCCAGAUGUUCGUCCGCCGCCUACGAGGAGAAGACCGGGAGGAGGAGCUAGUCAUCGACUACGCGACAAAAGACGUCAAUAACAUGACAGUGAAGAUGCCACAUCAGUGUUUCAUCAACGGCAACUUCGAAGAUGCCGAAGAUGGAAAGACAUACAACACGGUGAACCCAACAGACGGUUCGGUGAUCUGUAAGGUGUCAUAUGCAUCCGUGGCAGAUGUGGACAGAGCAGUUAGUGCAGCCAAAGAGGCUUUCGACAACGGACCUUGGGGUAAGAUGAACCCUCGUGACCGUGGACGGCUGCUCUACCGUUUGGCUGACCUGAUGGAGGAACACCAGGAGGAGCUGGCCACUAUUGAGACCAUUGACUCUGGUGCCGUUUAUACACUGGCCUUAAAGACACACGUUGGCAUGUCCAUUCAGACAUUCAGAUACUUUGCUGGCUGGUGCGACAAGAUCCAGGGCUCGACGAUACCCAUCAAUCAGGCCAGACCCAAUCGCAACCUCACCUUUACAAAGAAAGAGCCUCUGGGUGUGUGUGCCAUAGUGAUUCCUUGGAAUUACCCUCUUAUGAUGUUGGCAUGGAAGAGUGCAGCCUGUCUGGCGGCGGGAAACACACUCGUCUUGAAACCUGCUCAGGUUACUCCACUAACUGCGCUGAAGUUUGCGGAGUUGACAGUCAAAGCUGGCAUUCCCAAAGGAGUCAUCAACAUUGUACCAGGAUCAGGUGGUCUGGUGGGCCAGAGGAUGUCUGAUCACCCUGAUAUCCGUAAGCUGGGUUUCACAGGUUCUACUCCCAUAGGCAAACAAAUCAUGAAAAGUUGUGCGGUCAGUAACCUGAAGAAGGUUUCUCUGGAGCUGGGAGGUAAAUCUCCCCUCAUCAUCUUCAGCGACUGCGACAUGGACAAAGCAGUGAGAAUGGGCAUGAGCUCGGUCUACUUCAACAAGGGAGAAAACUGCAUUGCUGCAGGCCGGCUGUUUGUUGAGGAGUCCAUUCAUGACGAGUACAUCAGGAGAGUGGUUGAGGAAAUCAAGAAGAUGAAGAUUGGAGAUCCGUUGGAUCGCUCCACAGAUCACGGACCUCAGAACCACAAGGCUCACCUGGACAAGCUGGUGGAGUACUGUGAGCUCGGCGUGAAGGAGGGGGCUACGCUUGUGUACGGCGGGAGGCAGGUGGACAGACAAGGCUUUUUCAUGGAGCCCACAGUCUUCACAGAUGUAGAGGACCACAUGUUCAUCGCCAAAGAGGAAUCCUUUGGCCCUGUUAUGGUGGUAUCCAAAUUCAAAGAUGGUGAUGUAGAUGGGGUUCUGAGCAGAGCCAAUAACACCGAGUUCGGCCUGGCCUCCGGAGUCUUCACCCGGGACAUCAACAAGGCCAUGUACGUGAGCGAGAGACUAGAGGCGGGAACCGUGUUCAUCAACACCUACAACAAAACCGAUGUGGCGGCUCCCUUUGGAGGCUUCAAACAGUCCGGGUUUGGGAAAGAUCUUGGUGAAGAAGCCCUGCACGAGUACCUGCGGACUAAAGCUGUGACAGUGGAGUAUUGAAUGAAAAAGACUGCAUGCCCCGUGACUGCAGCCUGAAGCGGCCAGAUAGGAAAAGCAUUUCCUGCCAUGACUACACUGAUGUGCCUACAUUUUUUAAUCCCCCUUUUUUUCCCGGAACUGUUUGGAGUGGGACAGAUCCUGACUCAGCAGUCUACACUGGCUAACAAUGUUUUUUAAAAAAAUUGACAAAAUGGCAAAAGACCACAGGACACAGAUUCAGCCACAAACCAGAUCAAGCAUUGUUUUUAACUUAGGAAACGGGGAUCAUACUGAGGUACAGUGAAUUAUCAGACUGAGUCGCUUUCAGGAAGUAACCACAACUCUACAAUGAUCUUGAGCAUUUCCUAAUCAUGUUUCCAGAGGCAAGUCAUUUGUCUAUCCACGCUGAACAUGAAACUGCUGCGUGAUACUGAAACAGAAAUAGAAAUAGCUCAAAAGUUUGACGUCAGCAAGUUUUUAUGUUUUUGAAAGAAGUCUCACCAAGGCUGCAUUUAUUUGAUAAAAAAUACAGUAAUAUUGUGAAAUAUCGAGUUAAGUUUAUAUUAAAAUGUAAUUUAUUUUUUGUGAUGGAAAGCUGAAUUUGCUGCUCAUGAAAUAUUUCUUCUCAUUGAUUGUAGGAAAAUUAGAAUUGUCUUUACGGUCGCAUUUCAUCAAUUUAAUGCAUUCUUGCAUAAAAGUAUUAUUUCUAUCAAAAAGACGGACCCUGAACUUUUAAAUGGUGGUGUUUGUGGCCUCAGCAUAUUUCAGUUUUUAAGCUAUUCAGCCAGUUACACACACACACACAUACUUUAGUAUUACAGUUAUAGUCUUAUAUUUAAAAGCCAUGUUGCAUCACUGCCACUUUAUGAAAUUUGUAUUAUCAUAUUUGUACAUCCCAAGGGUUUUUAUUAUGCAUAGCAUUUUCACAUCACUCACUUUUAUUAGCAUAACUGUAUAUAUUUUAUUAGAGGAUAUGACAACUUGUCUUAUUUUAUAUAUUUAAUUUUGCAUUCCAGACAAAGGAAAAUUAUAUGAACACACUAUUCUUUUUGAAAGGAAGUUAUUUAUUUUGUUCAAAAAUACUGGACAUGCUUGAUGAGAAAAUAUGUAAUAGCUUACUCUUGAAUUCAAUAACAGUGUGAAGUAUUUGGACACAUUCUUGUUAAAAUGACUGAAAGUAUCGGUUGCCAAAUGUUCGCUGAAGAUUCAUGAUGCAUGAACACUUCAAGCAAUGACAUGCAUUUGAAAAAAGAUUAAAUGUUAUCAUACGUACAAUGAGUAUUGAAGUGUCAUAUUGCCAAACAGUCAUUACACACAACAGUAUUUCAACUUUAUAGCAGCUACAAACAAAAUGUAUGGAGCGUCGGGAAACCAUUUUUACAAUAAAGAAUGUAAACUGAAAAAA
Molecule: messenger RNA, 4300 nt
Organism: Carassius gibelio (silver crucian carp)
Lineage: Eukaryota; Metazoa; Chordata; Actinopteri; Cypriniformes; Cyprinidae
Product: mitochondrial 10-formyltetrahydrofolate dehydrogenase
Exons: 22
Coding region: 145-2916 (923 amino acids)
Biological process (GO): 10-formyltetrahydrofolate catabolic process; one-carbon metabolic process; biosynthetic process
Cellular component (GO): cytoplasm
Molecular function (GO): formyltetrahydrofolate dehydrogenase activity; aldehyde dehydrogenase (NAD+) activity
Source: RefSeq, a predicted model, not a curated record